AUGUAUAUUUUUUUAUUAUAUUUCUUUUUAUCUUUUAUUUUAAAAGAAUCACAAGAACGAAUAUCAAAAAAGUGUCCAAAUAAUUUAAAAUUUUUUGAAUGUGGCACAAAUUGUCCACGCAAAUGUGAGGAUGGUACACGACGAAAGCGCUGUAAUAGAGCCUGUGCAAUAAAUGUAUGCCAAUGUACAGGAGGCCUUGUUUUACAUAAUAAUAAAUGUAUUCCAUUAUCAGAGUGUCCUAAUAUAUGUGAUAAAAAUUCUACUUUUACAACUUGUGGUUCAGCAUGUCCUGAAAGAUGUUCUGAUAAAGAAAACGAAACAAAAAUUUGUACUGAUCAAUGUAUUAGUGAUGUUUGUGAAUGUAAGCCAGGUUACGUCUUAGACGAUAGAGAAAAAUGCAUUAAAAGAAAAGAUUGUCCACAACAAAAAACUACUACAACAACAAGAAAACCAACAACAACAACAGUGAAAAAACCAAAAUGUGGAAAAAAUAUGUACUUCUCAGAUUGUCCUACUCCAAAAGAAAAGAAUUGUCUUUCAUCUUCUAAAACUAAUAAAUGUGGUAAACCAAGAUGUAUAUGUAAAAAGUCACAUACUAAAAUUGGAUCUAAAUGUAUUACAAAAAGUUUAUGUAAAAAGAUAUUAGAAUUAAUAUCACAGGAAUAA
Molecule: messenger RNA, 666 nt
Organism: Strongyloides ratti
Lineage: Eukaryota; Metazoa; Nematoda; Chromadorea; Rhabditida; Strongyloididae
Product: Trypsin Inhibitor-like, cysteine rich domain-containing protein
Exons: 1
Coding region: 1-666 (221 amino acids)
Source: RefSeq, a predicted model, not a curated record